Molecule: messenger RNA, 1485 nt
Organism: Fusarium proliferatum ET1
Lineage: Eukaryota; Fungi; Ascomycota; Sordariomycetes; Hypocreales; Nectriaceae
Exons: 2
Coding region: 1-1485 (494 amino acids)
Molecular function (GO): oxidoreductase activity
Source: RefSeq, a predicted model, not a curated record
AUGGUUCCCUCACAACAAGACAUCUUUUGUUCCUCGCGUCAUAUCGAUUGUAUUCUGCCCGAUGAGUCUCUUUUACUCCCGCGCCUUCUUUGCCUUCACGGCGGUGGUACCAAUGCACUCAUUUUCCAUGCUCAAUGCCGAGCAAUACGGGCCCGCCUCGACAAGACAUUUCGAUUUGUUUUUAUAAAUGCACCCUACUUUAGUCAUCCUGGACCAGACGUUGAAUCUGUUUAUGCUGAAUGGAUUCCGUUUCGUAGCUGGAAACGACCAGGAUACGCCUUUGACAACGAUUCGUCUCAGUUCUCUUUUACGGAUGAAGAAGAGAUUGAGAAGAUCGACCAGUGUCUCGCUACAGCCAUGAACAGAGACGAUGAGGCUGGAGGUAGGGGUCCUUGGGUUGGUCUCUUGGGUUUCAGUCAAGGAGCCAACAUGGCAGCCAGCUUGCUGCGGAGACAACAGACCCGGAAGAAGGAUGCUCAGUUGGGAGCACCGACCGCAGCUGUGUUAGAGGCAAAUUUCCGCUUUGCCGUACUAAUGGCAGGCUGCGGGCCAUUGCUAUGGAUGCGAUAUGAUGUAACGGGUGACGAGCUUGAGCGCGAAAAGUACGAGCGUCUCUAUUUGCCAACCCUUCAUGUUCAUGGAUUACGGGAUGAGAGAAUAGCCAAGCAUAGAGAAUUGAACUAUUACAAGUUUGACUUCAACUCUAAUACCUCCAUUAUUAUGUCUGGUUCUCAAAAGCUGCUUGGAAAGCAUGUCUUGGUUAUAGGCGGCACAAGUGGAAUCGGUCGAGGUGUUGCCCUGGCCGCAAUCCGUGACGCUGCUCAUGUCACCGUUGUUGGCUCGUCACAGGCCACAGCUGACAAGGCCGUCAACUACAUCAAGUCAGAGUUUCCAGAGGCCAAAGUAUCUGGAUACAGCUGUGAUCUAGACGUGGAAAGCCUUGAAGUCGACCUAGAGGCACUUUUCGAUAAGAUCGAUCCAGUAGACCACAUUGUCACGACGGCUGCCAACUCCCACCCGCACCCGACAUCGAUUCAGACUAUAACAGUUCAAGACCUCGGACUAGCGAACAGGAAAUUGCAGGCCAUGGUAAUUUUGGCAAAAGUUGCUUCGCGACGCCUUCCUGCAAGCCGGCAUUCCAGUCUGACAUUUACUUCGGGGAGCAUCGCAGAUCAGCCCCAGCCUGGAUGCAGUGUUCUUGCAUACAUAGCCCAAGGAAUGUCAGGCUUCGUUCGUGGUCUGGCCUUGGACAUGAAGCCUGUGCGAGUUAAUCUUGUCAAGCCCGGUUACGUCCUAGACACGGGCUUGUGGUCGCAGAUUCCAGAAGAGCAAAAAUCGAAUCUGCGUGAUACACUAGCAAACAAGAACCCAACUGCUAGUGAGGGUUUGGUGGAGGAUGUUUCUGAAGCAUAUAUAUAUUUGAUGAAGGAUGGAAACUGCACUGGAGAAGUUGUCAGCACCAGGAGUGGGCAACACUUAGUCUAG